Messenger RNA from Gavia stellata (red-throated loon), 3173 nucleotides. Its product is annotated as transcription initiation factor TFIID subunit 4-like. The record is from RefSeq and is a predicted model, not a curated record. Gene Ontology annotation, cellular component: transcription factor TFIID complex. Gene Ontology annotation, molecular function: DNA binding; protein heterodimerization activity; RNA polymerase II general transcription initiation factor activity. Bases 1 to 3159 code for a protein of 1052 amino acids. Gene Ontology annotation, biological process: transcription initiation at RNA polymerase II promoter; DNA-templated transcription. NCBI's taxonomy places the organism in Eukaryota, Metazoa, Chordata, Aves, Gaviiformes, Gaviidae. The transcript has 15 exons.
AUGGCGGCGGGUGCCUCCGACCCCCUGGAAGAGAUGCUGCUCUUCUCCGAGGAGGUGGACGAGAAGGCGGUCAGCGACCUGGUGGGCUCCUUGGAAUCGCAGCUGGCCGGCGGGCGGGGCUCCGCCGAGGCGCCCCAGCCCAGGACCUCCGCCCCGUCCCAGCAGCAGCAGCCGCAGCAGCAGCACCAGGGGAGCCUAGCGGGGGGCAGCAGCCCCGUCCGGCAGCAGCAAGGGCAUCCCGCGCCUCCUCCCGCUCCCGGGGCAGAGGAGGCGGCGGGGUGCCCCGGAGCCGCGGAGAGCCGAGCCCCUGCCCAGGGGCCGCUCCCGUCCCCGUCCCCCCCGGCGGCGGCAGCGGCGGCGGCGGCAGCGGCGGCGGCAGGGAGGGGAGUGAGUGUAAACAGUAGUAGUGUGCAGCAAUCACAUGGAGCGGCUCUCCUCAGCAGCGGCGGCAGCAGCCCCAGCGCGCCCGCCGCCCCUGCCCCGCCGCAGCCCGCUGCCCCCCCGCCCGCCGGCGCCCCUGCCCAGCCUGUCAACAACCAUGUGGCUGCCGGCGCCGCUGCCCGGGCCGCGGGGAGCCCCAGCCCCGGCGGCAGCCCGGCCGCCGCCGACAGCGCGCCGCCGCAGCGCGCCGAGGCCGCGGGGGGGAGCGGGACCCCGGCAGGGGGCGGCGGGCCGGCGGGAGCGGCGGAGGGCGCCGCGGCCGCGCCGCUCCCCGGCGAGGCGGCGCCCAACGGGGAGGGCGCCGGGGGCCGGCCGGCGGCAGUCCCACCAGUCAGCAGCCACGGCAGAGCCGACGCCGCCACAGCACAGACCAAGCCCGCGCACGGCCCGCUCCCCGCAGUAAACGCACUCAGUAACUCCGCCAGCCCCGCGCCCGGCGCUGCCGGCGCGGCCGCCCCGCCGGGACAGGGCUCGGUCGCCAACUGCGCCCCGCCGGCUGCCGCUGGCCCCGGCGCCGCGCCCAAGCCGGCGGUCAGCGCCGCGGGCGUCGCCAAGGCGGGCGCUGCCCUGCCCGUCGCCCCCGCGGCCCCCCAGGCCCUGUCGCCCCGGCCGGCGCUGGGCGCUGCCCCCAGGAUCGUGGCCCCCCAGCUGAUCGUGAGGCCGCCUCAGCAGACCACCAUCCAGCUGCCCCCCGGCUUCACUAUCCCGCCCGGUAUGGUCUUGGUGCGCACGGAUGCUGGACAGCUUGUAAUGGUGCCUCAGCAGGCUCUUGCACAGGCUCAAAUGCAGGCUCAAGUACAAACGCAGGGACAAGGUCCUACCAGCAUUUCACCUAGACUUUCAGUGCCCACAACUGGCCCUGUUUUUCGCCUGUCAACAGCUCAGCAACCAACUUCUGUAGCCACAUCUACUGUCCGCCUAGGACUUCCAGUGCAAGCCAAAGUUGUUCAAUCUACUGCUACACCUGUCAGUGCUACGUCUGCUGCGACUCUGCCAGGAGGCUCUAUUCUUUCACAUACCACAGUAUCAGUAGCUACAACGAGUGCUCAAAACUUAUUCAAGACAACAGUAGCAACUGGAACAUCAGCUUCUCAACAACCUGCAGUAAUUACUGGUGGACAAACUCAAGCUUCAGCACAAAAUCAGGGUCAGCCUCGGCUGCCACUUCCACCUCAUACAACAGCACAAGUACCAGCACAGCCCCAGGUCAUACCAAGCUCUCCUGUACCUGGAACUACGGUUGUAUCACAGGAAAUGCAAGAGAAUGUGAAAAAAUGCAAAAACUUUUUAGCUACCCUUAUAAAACUUGCUUCUCAUAAUUCACCAUCUCCAGAAACGUCCCGUAAUGUGAAAGCUCUGGUUCAGGAUUUGUUGGAUGCAAAGAUUGAUCCAGAAGAAUUUACAGGCCGCCUUCAGUCGGAACUCAAAUCAUCUCCUCAGCCAUAUCUUGUACCUUUCCUUAAGAAAAGUCUACCUGCAUUGAGACAAUCUUUACUGAAUAGUCAACAUUCAGUUUUGCAAGGACAGCCGUCUCAGCAGUCACUUCAGCAAACCAAGCUAUCACAAGUUAUACCUCAAUCUGCCUCUGGAAGCAUUUCCUCUGUUGUCACAACGCAGACAAUAGGAAUAAGGCAACCAAACAACAUUUGCACAGUGUCUGUAUCAAAUACAGUUCAGCCUCCUCAGGUUAAGGUGGUACAGUCAAAUCAGAGUUCUCAACUGCAGAUUAUCCAGACAACAUCUGCUCAAACUGUGAAACGAAACCCUGCUUGCCAGACUACCCAGAUUAGGAUGCCAGUGGUAAUAACUCAGACCAUUAGACCACAAGGCACAGUAGGGAAGGCACCAACAAUACAAGCCAGCAAAAGUCCUGGGGGCUUUGGUGUUCAGGUCUCUGCAAAUCAGAAAAACAAGCUGAAUGACCCUGGAGGUGGUUCUUUCAGAGAUGAUGAUGACAUCAAUGAUGUCGCCUCUAUGGCUGGUGUUAAUCUUAAUGAAGAAAGUGCCCGAAUUAUGGCUACCAACUCUGACUUGGUUGGAACCCAGAUACAGUCCUGUAAAGAUGAACCCUUUCUUGCUGCUAUACCUCUACAUAAACGCAUACUUGAAAUGGCUAAAAAACUAGGAAUUACUGAUGUGCCAGCUGAGGUGGUUACUUUUAUUUCCCAUGCAACCCAAAACAGAUUAAGAACAGUGAUAGAAAAAGUGACAGUGAUAACCCAGCACCGAAUGGAAUCAUACAAAGAUGAUGAAUGGUACGAACAAGCCACAGAUGUCCGAUCACAGUUAAAGUUUUUUGAACAGUUGGAGCGUUUAGAAAAGCAAAGGAAGGAUGAACAAGAGAGGGAAAUCUUGCUAAAGGCUGCCAAGAGUCGCUCAAGGCAAGAAGACCCAGAGCAAGCCAGACUGAAACAAAAAGCAAAGGAGAUGCAGCAACAAGAACUUGCACAAAUGAGGCAGAGGGACGCCAAUCUAACUGCAUUGGCAGCUAUCGGUCCUCGGAAGAAACGGAAGCUUGAUUCACCUGGACUGCUCACCAUAGGAGGAGAGGGCCUUGGUAUGUCCGGUGGAAGUCAGGCUGGCUUGGGGACUCCGUCAUCCAGGCAGUACGCACGACAGAAAAUAACUCGCGUAAACCUCAGGGACUUCAUCUUCUACAUGGAACAGGAAAGAGAAACGAGCCAUUCUCUCCUGCUCUAUCGAGCUCUGCUUAAAUAAAGCCAAGAAUUGUA